Molecule: messenger RNA, 720 nt
Organism: Ixodes scapularis (black-legged tick)
Lineage: Eukaryota; Metazoa; Arthropoda; Arachnida; Ixodida; Ixodidae
Exons: 1
Coding region: 1-720 (239 amino acids)
Source: RefSeq, a predicted model, not a curated record
AUGCGCGAUGAGUUAAGGAAAGAUUUUCGGAAGGACAUUGCAGCCAUGUGCAGCUCACUAGAGCGGGAUUUCCGGAAAGAAAACCGAGAAUUACAGUCAAGCAUUAACUUCUGCAGCAAGCAGUACGAUGAUAUGACUACCGAGUGCACAGCGCUGAAAGAAGAAAACAAGACGCUGAAAGCUGAGAAUGCUGAACUGUCCUCCCAGUGUGAUUCGCUGAAAAAACUACUGUCUGACAUGGAGCGGCGUUUAACUGAUCUUGAGAAGUACUCCCGGAACAAAAACAUUGACAUUAAGGGACUUCAGGUAGAGCAGAACGAGCAUCUUCCUGACAUGCUACAAAAAAUAAAUGAGAUAAUUAAUGAGCCUAUCACUCAAGAAGAUGUUGACGUCUGCCACCGUGUUCCGACGAGGAACUUGACAUGCCCGACAGUGGUUGUCCAAUUUCACAAUCGCACAAAACGUGAUGCUGUGCUUGCGAAAGUGAGAAAGACAAAGGUCACCACUAGACAUCUGGGGCACAAAGAAAAUGUACCAAUCUACAUAAACGAAAGCUUGUGCCCUACUCUCAGAAAACUGCUGGGAAUGGCAGUGGCAAGAAGAAAGGAAAAGCUAUGGAAAUUUGUGUGGACAAAGAACGGCCGCAUCUUUGCUAGGAAGGACGAGACUUCGCAGGUGGUUUGGGUGGCUUGCGUGGGUGACUUAGAUAAAGUAAUCUGA